Molecule: messenger RNA, 1782 nt
Organism: Mobula hypostoma (lesser devil ray)
Lineage: Eukaryota; Metazoa; Chordata; Chondrichthyes; Myliobatiformes; Myliobatidae
Product: serine-rich adhesin for platelets-like
Source: RefSeq, a predicted model, not a curated record
ACAUCGCAGAGUGACACAUCGCGGAGUGACACACCUCGGAGUGACACAUCGCAGAGUGACACAUCGCGGAGUGACACAUCUCGGAGUGACACAUUGCGGAGUGACACAUCGCAGAGUGACACAUCUCGGAGUGACAUAUCGCGGAGUGACACAUCGCAGAGUGAAACAUCUCGGAGUGGCACAACUCGGAGUGACACAUCCCGGAGUGACACAUCGCAGAGUGACAUAUCUCGGAGUGACACACCUCGGAGUGACACAUCGCAGAGUGACACAUCGCGGAGUGACACAUCGCGGAUUGACACAUCGCGGAGUGACACAUCGCGGAAUGACACAUCGCGGAGUGACACAUCUCGGAGUGACACAUCGCGGAGUGACACAUCGCGGAGUGACACAUCGCAGAGUGACACAUCUCGGAGUGACACAUCGCGGAGUGACACAUCGCAGAGUGACACAUCGCAGAGUGACACAUCGUGGAGUGACACAUCGCGGAGUGACACAUCGCAGAUUGACACAUCGCGGAGUGACACAUCGCAGAGUGACACAUCGCGGAGUGACACAUCGCAGAGUGACACAUUGCAGAGUGACACAUCUCGGAGUCACACAUCGCGGAGUGACACUUCGCAGAGUGACACAUCGCAGAGUGACACAUCACGGAGUGACACAUCUCGGAGUGACACAUCGCGGAGUGACACAUCGCAGAGUGACACAUCGCGGAGUGACACAUCGCAGAGUGACACAUCGUGGAGUGACACAUCGCAGAGUGGCACAUCUCGGAGUGACACAUCUCGGAGUGCAUCGCGGAGUGACACAUCGCAGAGUGACACAUCGCGGAGUGACACAUCUCGGAGUGACACAUUGCGGAGUGACACAUCGCAGAGUGACACAUCGCGGAGUGACACAUCUCGGUGUGACACAUCGCGGAGUGACACAUCGCAGAGUGACAUAUCUUGGAGUGACACACCUCGGAGUGACACAUCGCAGAGUGACACAUUGCGGAGUGACACAUCGCGGAUUGACACAUCGCGGAGUGACACAUCGCGGAAUGACACAUCGCGGAGUGACACAUCGCAGAGUGACACAUCUCGGAGUGACACAUCGCGGAGUGACACAUCGCGGAUUGACACAUCGCGGAGUGACACAUCGCGGAAUGACACAUCGCGGAGUGACACAUCUCGGAGUGACACAUCGCGGAGUGACACAUCGCGGAGUGACACAUCGCAGAGUGACACAUCUCGGAGUGACACAUCGCGGAGUGACACAUCGCAGAGUGACACAUCUUGGAGUGACACAUCGUGGAGUGACACAUCGCGGAGUGACACAUCGCAGAGUGACACAUCUCGGGUGACACAUCUCGGAGUUGACACAUCGCGGAGUGACACAUCGCAGAGUGACACAUCGCGGAGUGACACAUCGCAGAGUGACACAUUGCAGAGUGACACAUCUCGGAGUCACACAUCGCGGAGUGACACUUCGCAGAGUGACACAUCGCAGAGUGACACAUCGCGGAGUGACACACCUCGGAGUGACACAUCGCAGAGUGACACAUCUCGGAGUGACACAUCGCAGAGUGACAAAUCGCGUAGUGACACAUCUCGGAGUGACACAUCGCGGAGUGACACAUCUCAGAGUGACACAUCUCGGAGUGACACAUAGCGGAGUGACACAUCGCAGAGUUACAUAUCUCGGAGUGACACACCUCGAAGUGACACAUCCUGGAGUGACACAUCGCAGAGUGACACAUCGCGGAGUGACACUUCGCUGAUUGACACAUCUCGGAGUUGA